Molecule: messenger RNA, 504 nt
Organism: Hydatigera taeniaeformis
Lineage: Eukaryota; Metazoa; Platyhelminthes; Cestoda; Cyclophyllidea; Taeniidae
Source: the annotation of a GenBank genome assembly
AUGACGAGGCUACGCCUACCAAUUGGUGCUACGGGCAGAGUGGAAGCCUUGGCGAUUGCCUUCUUGCUAUCAGGUCAGGGAAGGGGCUUUGCGCCAACUUCAGACCUCAGGCGGUCUAAAAUGCGAAUUUCAGGUCACUUCGCUCAAGUCAUUUGGAAGAAGACACGACACGCAGGAUUCGGAAUGGCCAAAUCGGUGGACGGUAGACGAGCCUUUGUGGUGGGGCGUUACAAGCCUCGAGGCAGCAGAAGAGCGUACUGGCAGGAGCAAGUACCACCUCCGACUGACAACAAAGUCUACAUCCCCACCUCGGAGGAAAUGGUUGAACUAUACAAAGAGGCGAUGGCUGAAAAAUCCGAGGAUAAGGAGAGCUGUGAGGACUACGUGAAGCGCAUUCUGGAAGCUCUGAAUUCCAUCCGGGUGGAGAAGAAGUUGUCACCACUUUUGCUGCACUCUGUAAGUUCAUUUUAUUCUCCUCUCCCCUCCAUUUCAUCCCUCUUUUGA